AUCAAGAAUAGUUUUAUCAUUUUCGAAUUUAGUGCAACGAUCGCAAAGCAAAUGAAAGCGGCAACACUGUCCGAAGAUCAUCAAUUGUUGAUGAUGUGUUUGACAUUUCUCGCUGUUGUGUUGGUUGUUAGAUUUAUUUACACAAUAUAAAAUGUCGAACAAAUUCGACGGCUUCAGUCAGGAUGAGAUAAAGAAAGUUUCUGGAGGUUCCACUAGCAGAAGUAAUCAAGGCCAGCAAAUAGCGGAGGCAAUAAAGCCAGCAUUUCGAGGACAGCAUGGAGGUAUAAGACGUAUGCCUGAAAAGUGGUCAAGAUCAGUUGAAUCUCAAAGGAAAGAAAUGAAAAGUUCUCAGUCAUCGAAAUCUGUGCCUACGGGUUUACUAAGCAAUAAACCAGAAAAAAAUAUUGUAACGGUAAAUGAUACCUUGGAAGACAUCAACCUUGAUGGCAGCAUGUCCAAAUCAAUUGAGGAGGCGCUGUUCUACCAACCCAUCUGUAAAUUAGCUGUAAAGUCAAACGGUGCAAGCAACAAUCUCCAUACCACAGAAUCAGAUGAAUCUUCAAUAUUGAAGCUUCCAACCGGAGACAAUAAUGUAUCUUCCACAUCUACAAAUGAGGCAGAUGACUCUUCAAUACUUCCAACAGCACAAGAGUCAAAAGUCUCUAAACCCACUAUGGACCUGCUGAACACCGAUUCUCCCUUUAGAGGAAUGUCUCUGAGAGAAUUUGAAACGCAGCGUAAAUUGAUCGAGGAGCAAAAUAAGCAGAAGAAGGAGCUAUUGCACAAAGCUAUAGAAUUACAUUCACAAAAAACCGCUGCGGAGGCACGGAAAAUUUCUGAAAUCAAAGAGGAACUUGCCAAAUUGGACAAUGACCUGGCGCUUGAUGUGUCAAUACUACGCAAGCAAAUUGAUAAUGCCUGUAUCUAUUUUUCGCAAGUCGAGAAACAGUAUAUCAAAAUAGAGGCUCAAUUCUUAAAAGCAAAAAUAGAUUUACAUAAUGCGGCAGAGAAAAAGGAGCUGCUCACUGAGCAUUUAUAUACCGUAAUUGCUCAUAAUGAAGAUCGCAAAGCGCAAAAGCUCUCGGAACUUAUGCAGAAAGUUGGUUUAACCGAAACGGGGGACUUGGACGUAAGAACUAAAUAUGCAAUGAAUGGUGAAAAUCAUGAAAGUCAAGAGAAGUAAAAUUCUAUAAAAUUAUGUAUAUAUAUGAUAUAUUUCCAGAACUAACUACUUAUAUAUUUACAAUAAUUUUUUACUAGUAUAAAUAUGUGUAACUUAUCCAAUAAUUCAAAAGUUUAAAUAUCCCGCUUUGUAUUUAACAAAAUGUAGGCAUAUAUUACCCAUAAUUAGAUGUAUUUAUAUUAAAAGUUGUUAUGUAUUUAUUAAAGAUGGAUACAAUUUCCAUAC
Messenger RNA from Bactrocera dorsalis (oriental fruit fly), 1408 nucleotides. RefSeq names its product RAB6-interacting golgin (gene Gorab). Lineage: Eukaryota; Metazoa; Arthropoda; Insecta; Diptera; Tephritidae. The transcript is spliced from 5 exons. Bases 152 to 1183 code for a protein of 343 amino acids. Gene Ontology annotation, biological process: non-motile cilium assembly. The record is from RefSeq and is a predicted model, not a curated record.